This is a messenger RNA of Nilaparvata lugens (brown planthopper), 4767 nucleotides long. RefSeq names its product alpha-soluble NSF attachment protein (gene alphaSnap). Gene Ontology annotation, molecular function: syntaxin binding; soluble NSF attachment protein activity. NCBI's taxonomy places the organism in Eukaryota, Metazoa, Arthropoda, Insecta, Hemiptera, Delphacidae. Bases 152 to 1030 code for a protein of 292 amino acids. The record is from RefSeq and is a predicted model, not a curated record. Gene Ontology annotation, cellular component: vacuolar membrane; SNARE complex. Gene Ontology annotation, biological process: SNARE complex disassembly; intracellular protein transport. The transcript has 5 exons.
CCAGAAGAAAUGACGCAUGCGUUUGCAACAGCUGAGAUCGUUUUGCCAUCUUGUGUCAAAAUCAGCAAGUAUUUUGUCAAUAGGUAAAGUCUUUCUCUCAAAAAUUGAAAGUCUAGUUAUCAAAAUUUGAUAGUUAUUUAAUCAUAUAGAGAUGGCUGAUAACGAACAAAAAGCUAUGCAGUUAAUGGCAGAUGCCGAGAAAAAGUUGACUUCGUCAAAAGGAUUCUUUGGCUCUUUAUUUGGUGGAUCUUCAAAAGUGGAAGAAGCAGUAGAAUGUUAUCAGCGCGCGGCCAACAUGUUCAAAAUGGCGAAAAAGUGGGGAUCGGCCGGAAAUGCAUUCUGCGAGGCAGCUAAUCUCCACAACAAGGCCGGAAGUAGACAUGACGCGGCCACUAAUUUCGUUGACGCGGCAAAUUGCUACAAGAAGGCAGACCCCAACGAGGCGGUACAGUGCCUGCUGAAGGCGAUCGAGAUCUACACGGACAUGGGUCGGUUCACGAUGGCGGCCAAACACCACCAGACCAUCGCCGAGAUGUAUGAGACAGAGGCCGUUGACCUUGACCGCGCCGUGCAGCACUACGAACAGGCGGCUGAUUACUUCAAGGGCGAGGAGAGCAACUCGUCCGCCAACAAGUGUAUGCUCAAGGUCGCUCAGUACGCCGCCCAGCUCGAGAACUACGACAAGGCUAUCAAAAUCUACGAACAGGUGGCUUCGUCGUCACUAGAAAGCUCUCUGCUGAAGUACAGCGCCAAGGAGUACUUGUUCAGAGCGGCGCUGUGCCACCUCUGUGUGGACGUGCUCAACGCUCAGCAUGCCAUGGACAAGUAUGUCGAUCUCUAUCCGGCCUUCCAGGACUCCAGGGAGUACAAACUGCUCAAGGUGCUGAUGGAUCACAUGGAAGAGCAGAACGCGGACGGGUUCACUGAGGCGGUCAAGGACUACGACUCGAUAUCGCGACUCGACCAAUGGUACACCACCAUCCUACUGCGCAUCAAGAAACAGGUCAACGACAACCCCGACCUGCGUUGAAUGCUCCAUUUCAAAGCUCCAUCAAACACUAAAAUAUUGAUAAUAAUGUUAAUAAUACUGCAGCGUGGCAAGGGGGGGCGAAUAACUAACGGAACUCGAUAAUUAUAAUAUUGUUGCAUUUUAGUUACACUGAUUCCAGCAGGCAGUGCGCUAGUGUCGUCUAUUGUAGUUGUUGACUUUUUUAGCGUCGGUAUAAUCUUGCAUUUCAAAUCAGAUGCACGUUUUAAUAUUAAACACCCUUUUAUAAACAAGCUCUCCAUCAUUAACGGUACCACAGUAAGAGGUAUGUAUUAUAAAUUCCAAUUAGUUUACACAAAAUAUUACUCAAGUCUUGCCUACUAAUCGCUAUAUUAAUUAUACAAUCGAUAAUUUUGAAACGUCUGUACUGUAACUAUGAUUAUUCACUGUAAAUUAUUGAAGAAAAAUGUUGUUGCACCAAGUGAUUGUUUUACACACCCCCUAAGAAGUAGAAUUAUAUUCUAUUAUCAACCAAUGUAUUUUACUUUGUACAAUAUUUUAUUGUGCUGAUUUUCAACUAAUUGAUCUGAAAUUGUUUUUUUUUUUUUCAAGUAUAAUUGAGGAAAACAUAUUAAAUGGUGACCUGACCUGUCGUAUGAAUAUUUGGAACUAUUUAAAAACGUGUUCAGGUGACAGUAGGAUGUAACCAUACUAGACAAACAUAGAAUAAAUGGAUUGCUUGUAAUAAGAUAGUAAACUACUUAUGUUGGUCUUAAUCCUAAACUAUUCCGAGAACUGUCUCAUUCAAGACUAAAGAUGUCUUAGCUUAGGUUAAGUGAUUGGUUCACUAAAGCGUGCUUUGCUAAGCUCACCUUUAAAUUCGUUUAUAAUUAGACCCCCAGUCUUGAAUUGAACUAGGAGUUGUCACCAUGAUGUCACCUUAUGUAUAUUAUAAAUACUGUAAGGGUUGAUGCGCCUUCUUCAUUAUUUCACUUCCUUGGUAAGGGCUACUCGUAUUCACGUAAAGAUUGAAAAAUAAAAGUACCCCUUUUCCAACUUUAUUUUAUUUCUCACGACAGGUUUCGACUUAUAAUGUAUUUUUAAGUGAGUGCAAGAUUGAGUGCUUGACUCUCUUAAAAAUGACAUUAUAAAUCGAAGCAUUUUGUGAGAAUUAAAAUUAAUUUGAAAAAAGGGUACUUUGAUUUUAAUUUUUACGUGAAUACGAGUAGCCCUUAACAAGGAAGUGCAUAAUGAAGAAGGCGUAUCAACCCUUACAGUAUUUAUAAUAUACACAAGGUGACAUAAUAUGGUGACAACUCCUAGUACAAUUCAAGACUGGGGGACUUCAAGGGAUUGUGUUAAUUUCAAAUACUCUAUACGAAUAUCUUCUAAAAUAUCACCUCACUACUACUGAGAAAAUUGACUAGUAUGUGCACAUUGUACACUGUACACACGAGUCCAGUAAACUGCGUGUUGGUGCUAAUCGAUUGUGCACAUGCUUGUCAAUCCCAAUCUAAUUGCAUAAAAAAUGUCAAUAUUGGACUAGUGUAGGCCUAUGCACAUCCUAAUGUCUAACACGUUUUGCAACUUCUAAAUAUUUAUGUUAUAGGCCACGGAACUUAUAAUUAUAUAAUAUAUUGUUACCAUAACUUUAUGAAGUUACAGUAAUAACUACAGUCUGUAGAGAUUCAUAUUUUCAAUUUCGAUGCCGUUUUAUUUUUACUAUUGAAUAUAGCCUACAAUGUGAUUAUGAAACUCCAAUUCUUGAUAAGUAAGCUAAAUUGAAUUAGGUCGUCUGAAACAAUAUAUAAAUUAUCAUUUUCAUGUAAAACUUAAUGCUUUGUUAAUUAUAUUAUUCCUAUGUGUUUGGUUGACACUUGGAAAUUGUUCUAUGACUGAAUUUUUAAUAAUGGGAUUUAUUUAAAGCUUUGUUGAUUGAAUUAGUUUUUGUUAAUCAAAAGGGGUUCAAGUACUCGUAGUUAUUGAGAUGAAAAAUAUUGUAGCUUAGCGCUUAUGUAAGUCAGCAGUUUUUCUAUACAUCGAAUAAAGUUUUGUCGACUAAAGUAAUAGUACAUGAAAUGACUAUUGUCGACUUCCGUUAUGUCCAUUCCAGUUUAGCAGAAAUUUUGAUGUAUGCCUUAAUAAAAAAUUAGUAAUUGAUAAAAAUUUAGUCACGACUAAAAUAUUAUAUUCUUGAUCACUAACGUAGAGAAUUAUAAAAUCCUAUAAGUUCAGAGCUGCAGGAAUAAUAUUAUUGAAUUCAACUAGCUUACUCACUAUAUAUACUCGCAAUCAUCAAUAAACUUGUGAAGUAUAAUUUUAUUAUCCCGGAUGAAAUCAAACACCAUGAAUAAUAGAAUUACUGUCAAAUUCAAGUUGGAGUCCUAGGAGUGCAUUUCGCAUUUUAAGUAGUUGAGGUAUUUAAGACACCAUACCUUUAUAAGUAUGUGAUGUUAGUUUAUAAUUAUUGUUUCAUGUAAAUGUUUUCAUCCAUAGUUGACAAUAAUUGACUGAUUUUGUUAUUUCAGUAAUAAUUGUAGGUUACAAAUUUAUGAUCAUGUAAAUAUGCCCUAUCCUGUUGCCUACUCAUAUUUCGGGGACCUAAAUAGUUAUAUUAUUAUUUCGAUCUGGUUUCUAAACAAUAAAAUCGGAGUCAAAACCCGAUUCAUCCAGAUCAGAUAUUACCAUUGCAAAAAAAGUUUUGUAGGAAGCCAAAUCGCUCUUAUAUUCAGAAUUUCUAUGAACUUGAUUUUCCACUAUUCUUCAAUGUGGAAUAAUAAUUAUGUCAAUUCAUUCUUGAAUAUUUAGAAUAAUUCAAGAAUGAUUCUAGGAAUCUCAUCUUCGCCUUCUAUCGGCCAUGGUGGAAUAAUAUUCUUCCAUGAAAAAAUCAAUGUACUUAUUCACACUUUCCAAUAGUAGAAUUAUUCCAUCAUGGGUGUAUGAUCGAUCCCUCUAGUUUAACCACUCCUAUUCAAACAGAAGUUCUAUUAGAACACAAAUCUAACUUCUAUCAAAACAGAAGUUCUGAAAAUUUGAGUCACAAAUCUAUACAUAUAAGUGUGUGGAUCAUCGUAACGAUUACCACAAUUAUAACCAUGAUGUUGUAAAGAACGCAUAAGAGAAGUAAAGAAUGUAUAACAUGAGUAAAGAAUUCCUGAGAUGAGUAAAGAAUGCAUUCAUCCUCUAUUAAGAAGUAAUCCAAUGUCAUAGACCUAAUUCCCAAAUAUCAUCGACAACAAACCCAAUUUCAACUCAAGUUACUAAACUAUGUCUAUUGUAACUCUUAUCUUUAAAAUUCGACACCAAAUCUCAUCAUAGCAAUAAGCUCUGAAUUUUAUUUGGAAUUCACUUUCAAUUGAAAUUUUUGUCUACUUUUUAGUUGAAUUUUUAUUUGCUUAUGUAAAAAAAUAUAUAUGAUUUUUUAUUAUUCAUUGUAAAUAAUUUAUUUUAUUUAGAAUUGUUAUUUUCAAAUUGUAAAUAAUGAUACUGAAAUAGUAGGUAUAUUUGUUUUUCUUUAUAAUUAUAAUUAUGGCUCUUAUUAAUUAUAUUAAAGUCAUUGUUUUAGUCGGUGUUCACAUUUUUUAAGAUAUCCCUGACAUUAACCUCUCAUCAAAUCUAGUUCCUGUAGGAUAAUUUAAUAAAAUUAAAAAUGUUUUUUAAUAGUUUUAAAUCUGAUAUUUUGCAAGGGACAGGGUAUGAUAACAUUUCAAUAUAAUAUACAAUGUGCGCCAGAGAAACUUACUUAUUUGAAAGGUCAAUUAAAACAAAAGUACUUUACA